UUUCUUCACACGACCUCAGAAUAGGAGCUUUCAGAGUAGGUGAAUGUGUGCCCAGUUUGGACUAAGGGACUAUAAGGCAUUAUUUUUAGUGAAUCAAAAACCAGAAAAGGAGAAUUAAGCUCAACAAGGUGAAUUUUUAUUUUCCGGAGCCUUUCAGAGACUAGCCUCACCACCAGAAAAUAACUGUUGAGUCAGUUGUAGUGGACGUCGAAGGUUUCUUACUUGUAUGUUUUACAGUAUAUUUGCCACUUUUAUGUCUUUCAGUGUUAAAAUUGGUGGCUGAAUGUCUUGUUAGCUUUGAGUGAGCCAGUUGUGUUCUUCUGCUGAAAGAAACCUGUUACGAGUUAUGAAGCAGGGACUGAAAAUAUUGUCUCAGAGAAGAAGAAAAAUAAACCCUUUUUGAAAAUUGCACGAACGAUAUCAUAAACAGCUGCUUGCUGGCUCCAGUCUAACAUUCCCAGGGAGGGCCUUUAAUCUCUGAUGUAUUUCACAGUUUUUCUUUGGAUGUGAAACUGCCAUUUAAAAAAAAAACAAAAAAACAUUACUUUGGUGAAACUGUACAGGUUUUAUUUACAGGGAGCAAGGGGCCACAAACGUACCUUCCUGUUAUGAACUCUGCAAGGGACGCGUUGCUCUUGGAAGCUCGGUGUUCAUGAUGGACACUUAGUGAGGCUUCAUUUCCAGGUGUGAUGAAACCCAUGGUCAGUGACUUACAGCAUGGUUAGCGCUAAGUGCUUUGGGACCGAAAACAGCUCAGCAGAUGGCUGUGGCUAUUACAGACAGCGGUGGAGAGGAUGGAGAGUGGGGAAAGAGGGCACAGAAGGUGUUACAAGGCGACAUUCCCUCUGAUUCAUGAACCUGCUAAGCCCCAAACUGCAAGGAAAUGAAGAAUGAGCUGUGGUUGUUGUGGAAUUUAUGUGUUAGAGCUACCUCUAAUUAAACCAGAUUAUCAAUUAUGUGGCAAACCUGAUUUUGCUUUUCAGUUCUCUCUGAAAAAUUAUGUUAACGUGUAGGAAAUUCUGUCUUUAGUAUCCUUGCUGUUGUUUAAACCUAACCUUUCUCUGCUAAUUGAGGAGCAAGCAUGGUCACCAGUAAGAUGUGCAUGGUGGGAGACAGCAAACCAGGAACAAGAAGCAACAGGAGCAGGUUGCUGUGGGAUCUUCACACACCAGGAUCACUGUCAUGGUUUGCAGUUAAAUCUAGAGGGUGCUCUGUGCUUAUAAUCUGAGCUUCUCUUUUGCUGAUGUUGAAAUACUGGAUGUGCUCUGCAUUUCCCAGCCAGCCAAGGUCCCAUGUACGGAGGGGUCUUUCCUGUAAAUGGUGGGGUUUUUUGUUUUGUUUUGUUUUGUUUUUGGUGCAUAAAUGAUUAACAGCUAAAUCAAUUGUGUCAAAGUUUGAGCAAGCUGUGUCACAUAAGCUUGGAUUUAGUCCAGGGCAAAGUCAUUUGAAACAAAAAAAAUAAAGCCAAAAAAGGCAAACAAAAAGCUUUGCACAGACUAAGCCGUCUUUCCAAACAGUUUGUCCUCCAUUUUUAGAGGGCAGUUAAUCACUGACUGUUCAGUAACAUCAGAUUAAAAAACUGGUUUUCUGAAAUACAGUCUUUUUAUUCGGAGCAGGUACCUACAAGGAAUCGGUUAAUGUGCUUCUCCGUGUUAAAUUGUUAUCAUCAAGCUGCAAACUAGAAGGAUGCAGCAGCCAGUAGCUGAUUUUGCAGAGACAUGGCUCCACAGUCAGAGUAAUGUCAUUUGUAAGGUAACUAUGACACAUUAAGUGGUAUAGCACUUGGCCAGGUAAUGACACUGAACUUGUCAGGUUUGUUUUGUAUUAGUGAAUAUGAUUAAUUUUAUAUAUAGCAUCCAUCAGUUCUGUAAUGAGGGAAUUAAAAUGUAUUUAUUCUUUGUAUCAUCAAAGCACUCAGAGACUUAUCCUAGGGUGAGACACUGUGCUGCAAAAAGCUGUGGUUGCACACAGAGUGAGACUGCAUCUGUUCAAAGAACCUCUGUUUGUCCAGCAAGAAAAAGGGUGGGAAAACACAAUGAUAUUCAUCAUUUUGUACAGGGGAACACAAAUUCAGGGAACUUUUAUUCCUCUAACAUGCUCCUUGUAGGUUAAGACUAAAUAGGAAAAUGAAGGAAAAGACUGUUGUGUCUUAGGAAGCAAAAAGCCAUUAGGCUACGUCAACAGGUAACUGAAGAGUAGUUCUGCAAGGUUUUGAAGAUCCCGGUCUGCCUUUGGAAGCUCAGCUGAACUGAUGGGAAUCAGCCCUUGGUAAUUCCUGUGCCCCUGUUAGGACCAUUUAAAAGAGAGAAUGACUUAAUAGCUAGACAAUACCUAGAUGUUUAUUUUGAUACUCUCACAGGUCUUUUUCAUGGGCUCAAGACUUUGGGGCUGGGGCUUUUCCCCCUGGUGAGAGGCAGCAAAGGGCACUUGGGGAUGAAGGGUUUCCCUGAGCCAUCGGAACGGCUGCUUGAACCUUGUGCCUGAGCUCCCUCUGGAAGGCUGACAUGAAAAGCAGAAAUAAAUAAAUGAUUUUGCAGUCUGUUCCUAGAAAGCUGACUUUAGUUUACUUAUUGCUUCCCUGUUGCCAAGACUUUCGUUUGUUAAAAUAUUCAUUUAUUUCUCCAUCUCUUGAAAGGAGGGUUACAAAUGCAAGCGUAAAUCACUUCUGGACAGAUCUUUGCUUCCUUCCCACUUGCCUCCAGAAAGCUGUGUACUAACAAUUGCAACAUUUGCCUUGUGAAUCUGCCAGGUGGUGGGUCAUCUGCUGUUUACAGUGUGGAAAAACGGCCCGGUAAUUUAUCUUUUUCUACUUGAACCAUUCUCAACCGUCCCAACCGGCAGACGGAAUGGGAACGGUGAUGGUUUCGAAUCACUGAUGGUACCUCAGAGUGAUGAGCACAUCACGCGCCAUGUUUGCUCCAUACCCCAUCAGAGCGUUGCUGCUUUAUGCUGUGUUCGACAUCCUCACCCUUCAUUGCGUUGGUGGUGAAAAGGAGACCCUCAACCUCAGCAGCAAGAGCGUGGCCAAUGGCAGACGUGUCCGGUCCGUGAGCACCUCGCCACAGCCCCGCGACUGCCUGCUCUCCGCCUGGUCCUCGUGGAGCCACUGCGAUUCCUGUCAAAAGAAAAGGUACAGAUUUGCCCGCCUGGAACAACCUUCUCAGUUCAAUGGAGAUCCGUGUGAUUACCCUGACAAAGAAACUGAAGACUGUGUUACGAAUAAUCCUUGCAGAAAUAAAGUUAGAUGUGAUGGGUUUGUGUGCGCAGUUACAGGGAGAUGCAUUACACGGAGGCUGCUAUGUAAUGGGGAUGAUGACUGUGGGGACCAGUCAGAUGAAAAAAACUGCAAAAAAGUGUUUAAAAAAUGUGACCAGACAAUGGAGCAAUACUGGGGAAUAGAGAACCUGGCAAAAGGGUUAAAUAUCUUCACAAAUGACUUGGAAGGAUUAGUUCUUGAUCACAGGUAUUAUGCAGGGGGCUGUUCUCCGCAUUAUAUCGUGGACACGAGAUUCAGAAAGCCAUACAAUGUAGAAAGCUACAUACCAGAGACCAAAGGCAAAUAUGAAUUUACAAUGACUGAAUAUGACUCCUACUCAAAUUAUGAAAGCAGUGUCCUGAAGGCGAAAGCUUCACAGUCUAGCUUCAGCUUUGGUAUAAAAAUACCAAGAGUGUUUGAACUUGGUUACAAUUCAAACGACAACAGGUUCAAGAAGUUCAUUCAAAGGAUGAAAAGAUUUUCUUCAACUUCCAGCAAAUUCAUCCAUGCCCGUUCUGAGCUGGCUGUUGCCGUUUAUAAGCUGAAACCCCGAGCCCUGAUGCUGCAUUAUGAGUUCCUGCAGAGACUCCGUCAGCUCCCGUCUGAGUACAGCUACGGGGAGUACCGAGAGCUCUACAGAGACUACGGGACCCACUACAUCACAGAGGCCACCGUUGGUGGCAUCUACGAAUAUACUUUAGUCAUGAACAGCGAGGAGCUCCAAAAGGCAGGUUAUUCUCUGAGUGAUGUCCAGAAAUGUGCACAACGUGGUUUUAACAUUGGUGGAAGUAUUUAUGGCGUCUACCUGGGUCUUGGAAUAACUGAAGCAGGCUGUAAAUCCCUUUUAAAAGAGAUUGGAGACAGCACCUCCAAAAAACAGUACGUGGAAGAUUUCAUCGUCCUUGUACGUGGCGGAGCAAGUGAGCACAUCACCACGUUGGCUUACAAAGACCUGCCGACGGCUGCGCUCAUGCAGGAGUGGGGAGAUGCUGUACAGUACAACCCUGAAAUCAUAAAGCUAAAGGCAGAGCCGCUGUAUCAGCUGGUGACUCCAGCUGACUUUGCUAAUGCAAUCACGAUAAAAGAAAAUCUGCAACGAGCUCUUGAGGAGUUUCAGCUGGAGACCAGUUCUUGCCGCUGUGCUCCCUGCCAUAGCAAUGGCAUCCCCUUUCUGCAAGGAACCAAGUGUGAAUGUUUGUGUCCCCUUGGCUACAGCGGCAUGGCCUGUGAGAUCAGCAAGAGGAAAGAUGCUGCUGUUAAUGGAAACUGGGGUUGCUGGGCCAGCUGGUCUCCAUGUUCAGGAGGUCAACGAACAAGGAGACGACAGUGCAACAACGCUGCACCGCAUAAUGGUGGUUCCUCAUGCUCAGGGCCAGAUGCCGAGACAGUUACUUGCUAGAGGGAAUUGUUAAGAACUCACACAAAACUGAUGAGCAGUUUGCAGACUGAGUGGGAGGAGGCAACCUGACUGUUUUGUUGACUUUGCUCUGCCUGUGGGUCUCCAAGUGCAUUGAAGUUGGAAACAUUUCAGAAGGCGCUGGGAGCUGAGUUUGUGUUGUGAAUCCCACCUUCAGACAUGCUUUGCAAUUGUCCCAUGGGAUCACUUGUGUUUACUGUUCUUAAUAUUUUGUCUUCUCUGUCUUUAUUGUAAUGGGCUAACUGAUACAAGCUUUAUCUCCUGCCUAAUUUGGUAGCUGCUUGAUUUAAAUUUUACUGUCCUGUUUUUGGAGGUUUCUUUGAGAUAAGAAAAGACUGAUCUUACAUGCACCAGAGUAUGCCCUGUUAUGUAGCUUCUGUGAAGACAACUGUGUCAUGUGGAGCAAAAUACAGCAUAUUAAAUUCUAAAUCGUGAUGAACACAGUAGUAUCUAAUGCAACAUUUAAAGCCACUGUGCCUCGCUAUCCCAGUUUCCCAAGUUAUUGUAUUUAACUUUGGUUGUCUGUCAUAUUAGAAAUUGUCUUGAAGGAGUGAAAACUGAAUUGUGAAGAACAGUCUGGUGACAGCAAAGCAUUGUUAGACUAUAUAGCAGUUGUACUCCUAGCACAGCGAUGUGCUUCCUCACGUGCAUUUCUGAGGUAGAACAGAUACAGAGAGUAUCAGGUAUGCCCCAAUGCUCCACAUCCUUGGUAAGGGGAGGGAAUUACAGAGGGAUGCUACUGGGAAAGCAGCUGCUGCUCCUUUGGCUGCUUGGGGAUGUUGGAAGGUGGGAGAGAUGUCUACACUUGCAGGAGACACUGAACCUCUGCUGGAGCAGGAUAAGCAGCCAGCUUUUCUGUAACGCUUUGUCAUGAACAGAGUGAAGAAAACAUUUUGGAACAAACUUCUUCGCACAUCCCCCGAGGUCUUCUGCACUUCAUAGUUGUCUCUGCGCCAAACAGGCUCCAGUUCAUCAGUUUGAUCCUGUGCAUGUCUGUAUUGCAGCAGCUACACUGCUAGUCCACUCAGGUUAGGACAUCUGAGAUGGAGAGAGUUUGCUAUAAAAACAAACAAACAAAACAAAACGUAAACAAACAAAACACACAAAGCAAAAUUAAUGUUUUGUCCUUCAUUACCACUCCUGGAGCCAUGCAUUGCAAUCCAGGUCAAACAAGGUCUGCAUCAUUUCAUGACUGACCUGAGCAGGAUCAUUCCAGGGACUUGCCUCCUACAGCUUCGUUGGUUGUUAAUGAUUUUUGCAAAGACAUUUGGUGGGCCAUGAUGUAAAAUAACCAGCAAUAUCUUCACUCCAGGAAAAUGUUUCCAUUGAUACAGCAUUGUUCAAAAGUAUUUUGAGUCUUCUAACAUCUCCAAGGUCAAACACUCUUCUGAGGGUUUUCAGCAAUGCUGGUGAUGAUGGGUUGGUAUCACCAGUUUCUCUCCUUUCAGACUGACGUUGUCUAAAUGUAAUUCUUGUAAGAACAGCUCAGGCUCUCUGACAUCUGAACAAUGGAACAUGCAUUUAGUUGUAGCCUUCUUGCCGCCUCCGCACUUACCGACAAGGUUUCUGUGACAGCUUUAAGAAAGGAAGAGCACAUUGCAUAUGUAAAGAAGAGUGCUCUGUACUCAUUAUGGGCUUCGUAAUUGAGCUGCCAACCCAAAACAUUUCUGUUAUCCACUGUGCAACUGUGAUAUCUUUUGUGUGAUAGAAAUUUGCCAAGGACACUGUAGAAGAUCUGCAGCAGAGGAUGUUGAUUAUGGUUCAUGGGUGCCUGUGAGGACAUGUACUGCAGUGCAGUUGCCUGCCCUUCUUGAGAAGCAUCGAUGUAAUCUCAUUAAGGAGCUUUCUUAUAUAAAUCAAGUGGCUUUUGUAAA
Molecule: messenger RNA, 6547 nt
Organism: Columba livia (rock pigeon)
Lineage: Eukaryota; Metazoa; Chordata; Aves; Columbiformes; Columbidae
Gene: C8B
Product: complement C8 beta chain
Exons: 12
Coding region: 2892-4655 (587 amino acids)
Biological process (GO): complement activation
Cellular component (GO): membrane attack complex
Molecular function (GO): protein binding
Source: RefSeq, a predicted model, not a curated record